Molecule: messenger RNA, 13923 nt
Organism: Paramuricea clavata
Lineage: Eukaryota; Metazoa; Cnidaria; Anthozoa; Malacalcyonacea; Plexauridae
Source: the annotation of a GenBank genome assembly
CAGACAAAGCCGAUUAGCCGUUCAAAGUCAAAGAUACAAGAACGGAGAUUUACAAUAAUUGUGCAAAUUUCAAUCCUUAUAUUUUUUCUUCCAUCCUUUUAUUUACUGAGAAAAGAGCAACGUAUUUUUAUUCUAAAUAUACUUGACUUUCAUUAAACACAAAAGUGCAGAAGUUAAAUACGAAGCCAAGAACAAAAUUAAUAUGGCAACUGCUACGACUGAAAAUAUUUCAAAUAAAGCUAACAUGCGAAGGUACGUUCUUUAUUUCGUGAUUUUUUAUUACCAUUUCAUCAAUUUGUCUUGCUAACAAGUUAUAUCUACACCUGUAGAGACGUGGCGGAUAGCUGGAAGACCAAAUUAAACCUACCACCUAAAGAUAGACGUGUAAAAACUACAGUAAGUUCACAACGUUCACUUGUUGGUUGAAUGAAUUGCCACCAGUUUCAUGUAUUUGAUGCUUUGUCUACGUGCCAUUUGUGUACAUAUAUAAUCAUUUCUUGUUUUCCUGUCUUUUAUUUGUUGUUUAUUAAGUAGUUGAAGUAUUAUUCUUUGCCAUGUACAUAAAAUAUAAACACAUUAUAAAUAAUAAUAUUGCUAUUUCGACAUCAUAAAAUUUAUAUAACGUCACAGGUCCAGUGCAGUUUCAUUUUUACUGUAAAUAGGCAGUUUGAUGAUAUUUAUGUUUAAUAUCGCAGAAAUACUUCUGAGUUUCCAGGGAACCAUUUAAAGUAAGCAAGUUAAGUUAACUCUUGAUCAGAAUGUUUGAUUUGUGCUGGAAAGAAUGCAGGAACACAAUAGCCGAAUUCAUCUAGAUGGACACAUGCAAUUAAACCAUUGGACUAUUAAUAAACCUGGAAAAUCCGGAAACUCUCAAUCCAACAGCAAACUUCAAAACCUCAAUUCUUCAGCGUAAUUCAUAGUGACGUUUUAUGUCAAUUUUUGCCUUUUCUACGGACAAGACAGACAAGGGCAAAAUCUUAUCUAUUUGUUAAUUUUACAAUAUUUUUGAAGGAGUGAAAUAAAUUGAAUAUAAGAAUGCUCUAGAGCCCCUAACAUACUAGCCUGCAUGGCAGACCCUCAAUUGGGAAGGACUGUCUGCCGGGUUUGGCUAUGUAUUUUCAGGGUGUUAGCUAGCCUGGAUAUACUGUCCGUUUGACAGACUCUUUCCAAUAGACCUUUCCCCUUUUGAGUGAAAUUUUGAUCUAGACAAGUCUGGACAAAAAUUUCAUCACAGCUUGAAAGAGCAUCACAAAAUUAGUAAUAUUCCGAAGUUUCGUUGUGAAAUGCACUGUAAGUUGUAAAAUGCGGAUGAUAUAGCCUUGUGAAGUUUGCCGUUUUUCAGUCAUUUUGUAUUACAAAUGGGAAAUUGAUAAUCAGUUUGAUCAUCUGAUUACCAAUUUCCCGUUUGUAAUACAAAAUGACUGAAAAACGACAAACUUCGCAAGGCUAUAUUAUCCGCAUUUUACAACAUUUUGCAACAAAACUUCGGAAUAUUACUAAUUUUGUGACGCUCUUUCAAGCCUCUCUCCUCCGCAGAGGCUUACAUGAAGUUUCUAGUGAUGGAAAAGUGAGCACGCAAGGAGUGAUGGGAGGAAGCCUCUGCAAGUUAAUGCAAUCAAUAUGGCGUUGUAUAUAAUCGUUUGUAGCGAAGUUCGAUCAACCAUCGGGGGUGUUAAAACAUGUUUUUGGCUUUCAUUUCCAGGCGUACUUGAGUAUCCUGGGGUGAGUUCAAUAUCAAUAUCUUCUUCUGUCCAUUUGCAUCGAAAAAUAUUGAGAAAUUGCAAACGAAUAUCAAUGGAUGGAUACAAGCUAUCUAAUUAAAAAUAUCAUCUUAAUUGCAACAUUUCUUUAUAAAAAUGACUCUGUUGAACUUUGAUACUCAGAUUAUGAAGAUUCAUUUCAAUUUCUUUCACAUUUCUGUCGAUUUCAAGUUUAAAAAAAGGUCAAACAACUAGUUUGGUUCAAAAACCAUACUUUGUCGCAUUAUCUGGCAGAGCCUCCCCAACUUCAUUUCAAUCUUCCCAUCACACCGUGCACACUCACUUUUAUUCAGAAAACUUCAUGUAAGUUAUUUGUAAAUACUUAAGGAGGCUCUGCAGAGGAGAGAGCUUUCAAGCUGUGAUGAAAUUUUUGUCCAGGCAUAUCUAGAUAAAAAUUUCACUCAUAAGGGGAAAGGUCUAUUGAAGUAGCUAAGGGGCUUUCCCAAUUGGGUCUACUGGAAGAUUUUCAUUUUUUCUGAUGAGAAACUACAUUGCAUUUGAUUUUAUAUUAUUAUAUCAAAGAACUUUUUAUUUACUCUUUCCCAUUAGCUAUUUUCUCAAAAUGUAUCGCGUUUCAUUCAUAUUGGGUGUGUAUUCACUGAAAUGAAAUGUACAAAACAAAGUGUAAUCGGUGUGCAUCCGUGUUCAUUCACCAGAAAUGAAAUAUAUAAAACGAAGUGCCAUUGGAUGCAUAAUUUUUCAGUGUUCAUGGAGAAAUAUGUUCAUGGUUCAAGGAGAAAUAUGUUGGAAAAACGUUAUUCCUACACAAGGACUUUGAUCGGUCAAAAAAACUAUCCCAAUUUACGUUUAACAGACAAAACUUUUUUUCUGGCUAACACCCUGAUUUUGGAUACUGUCCCCUUUAAAAUCACAGCUAAAAAUAAACAACCAUUACUUAUGUAAACAAACCGCACAUUCAAAUCAAAUACUUAAGGUAGCGACAUCAAAUGUUCUUGUAUUGCCAUGUGGAUAUUUUUACUUUAUGACCGCUAUACUAACAUUCAAAAUGCUAAUAUCAGUACAUCACAUAUUUUCAUUCAAGCUGACUUGGGAACAGGAAUAAAUUGUGAAACUUUAGCAAAAUAAUUUAGUGCCACCAUUUUCCAUCAAAUGAUCAAAUUGACAAAUUAUUAAGGCUUGGAAUUAAGCCCCAUUUACACUACUCUCUUCCAGCUCCUCCUUUAAUUAAUCUUCUGCACAAUGACUGUGAGUUUUGAUGCUAUUACCUCACCUGCAAUGACUUCCACAGAAUUUAAAGCUGUUAUACAUGCUUAUAUAAAAAAUACCAGACAUAUUUCAAUAUUUUUAGUGUAGCAUUUUUGGAUGAAAUACAAAAUUAUCAAUAUUGGUUUAUUUCAGAAAACAUGCACACCUCCCCAUAUGGAGAAAAUGGGAAUCUAUCUACCCUCUUCCAAAUGGAUCUCCUGGCAUAUAAUGAUAUUUGCAAGUAGAUUUCUUCCCCUCCCCCCACGCGUAUUUCCUUCUCAGGGGGCGCACAUUCUGAAACAAUUAGGCUGGGGCAGUUUAUUCGUAAACCGAUAAAUAUCAGGGUUUUCUUCUUUGCCUAGUACAGUAGAUUGAAAAACUGAGACCUUGUGCUGCAUUUUUCACAUUCGUUCCUGGUCAGGUCUUAAAAUGUAUAUAUACUCACUUGUACAGAUUUGCCUAGUACAGUAGAUUGAAAAACUGAGACCUUGUGCUGCAUUUUUCGCAGUCGUUCCUGGUCAGGUCUUAAAAUGUAUAUACUGUAUACUUACUUGGAUUACAAACCCUAACAUUGUAAUAUUAAUUCCACCAAGUGAAGUGCAAGAAACAAAUCAUUGAAGUCCACCUUAUCACAACCCGCACACCCGAUUACUAUAUAUACAUGAACUUACUGUUACAGCUCAACAGCUGGCCUCUGUAGCUCAGUUGGUUAGAGUGCUGCACCGGGAUCGCAGGGCCGUAGGUUCAAUUCCUACCAGAGGACCUUGUGUUGCAUUUUUCGCAAUCAUUCCUGGUAAGGUCUUAAAAUGUAUAUAUACUCACUUGGAUUACAAACCCUAACAUUCUAAUAUUAAUUCCACCAAGUGAAGUGCAAGAAACACAUCAUUCAAGUCCACCUUAUCACAACCCGCACACCCGAUUACCUAUAUAUACAUGAACUUACGGUACAGCUCAACAGCUGGCCUCUGUAGCUCAGUUUGUUGGAGCGCUGCACCGGAAUCACAGGGCUGUAGGUUCAAUUCCUACCAGAGGACCUUGUGCUGCAUUUUUCACAGUCGUUCCUGGUCAGGUUUUAAAAUGUAUAUAUACUCACUUGGAUUACAAACCCUAACAUUCUAAUAUUAAUUCCACCAAGUGAAUUGCAAGAAACACAUCAUUCAAGUCCACCUUAUCACAACCCACACACCCGAUUACCUAUAUAUACAUGAACUUACGGUACAGCUCAACAGCUGGCCUCUGUAGCUCAGUUAGUUGGAGCGCUGCACUGGAAUCGCAGGGCUGUAGGUUCAAUUCCUACCAGAGGACCUUGUGCUGCAUUUUUCGCAGUCGUUCCUGGUCAGGUCUUAAAAUGUAUAUAUACUCACUUGGAUUACAAACCCCAACAUUCUAAUAUUAAUUCCACCAAGUGAAGUGCAAGAAACAAAUCAUUGAAGUCCACCAAAACAGACCGAAGAAUUGUAUAUCUCCAUUUGUUCACACAAUAUGCAAGACCUAUACACAACUGAGAAAUGCCGAAACUUGAUCAGAAUGUUGAUAGCCUGUAGCCAAACUUCUUUUCUUUUUGUUUCUCGGUGUUGGCCUCGCAUAUUUUAUUUUAUUUUACAGAUUUUGCCAUUUAACACAAACUAUUACACAAAAUUAGUUAGACAAUAGAUUACAUGGCUGGAAUUACCACGCAGAGAUUAAGGCGGAUUUCCAGUCCUCGCACAAAGCUCCUCGCUGCGAGUGAUGCAUGAGCACUUUCAUCCAAUCACAAUGCUAAACAGUUAAUUUUAAUUAGAUGCAAGAACUCGCAGCGAGCAGCUUCGUGCGAGGACUGGAAAACCGCCUUUAGUUCUCCAAAAACAGGGUUCCUAGACAUUCGAAAUACACAGUAUGAACAAUAACAGGCUUGCCGACAGACAGACAGACAGACAGACAGACAGACAGACAGACAGAUGUGAAGAUCAACAAACAAGCACAACAAAUUACAAUCAAUGACUUACAAUUUAUGUGACAGUAAAUUUAAAUAAACAACAUGCUCAAUUCGACAAGUUAGUCAAUGGGCGAGUUGUGUGACACUUCACUCUCGGAUCCUCAGGAUUAUAAAUUUCUUUAGUGAGAUUCCUAUAAUGUUGCAUUAAACAAAAUUUGAAAGAGGCCAAGAAAAAAAACAUGUGAAAUAGACCUUAGUAUUAUUUUAUGCAGUCUGUUUUUUGCAUCUUUUUGGGAUAUUCAAUAAGGGGUUUCAAGCGUCAACAUGGCACAAAAAACAGUUUUAUCAGUUUCUUUCCGCCCAAGCCUAGAAACAAUCAUGAAGACAACAUUGAUCAGUACAUUGCAACAUCCUAAUUCAAAUAUUUCUUUUCCAACCAGGAUGUGACAUCAACAAAAGGCAAUGAUUUUGAAGAUUACUGUCUUAAACGUGAAUUAUUAAUGGGAAUAUUUGAAAAAGGUUAUGAAAAGCCAUCACCUAUACAAGAAGAAAGUAUUCCUAUUGCAUUAGCAGGAAGAGAUGUUCUUGCACGAGCCAAAAAUGGGACAGGAAAGACAGCAGCUUACUUGAUACCAGUACUUGAAAAACUUGAUGUUGCCAAAAAUUGUAUUCAAGGUAAAAUACUGAACAUGUACUGUACAUACCUCACACUCUUGGUGCUCCUGAUUAAUUAAUAGAUUUUUUGUGGGUUUUUGUGGGAAUUGAUUAUUCAUGACAAUAAUAGGCAAUUCCAGCUUUUAGUUUAUGCCUGCAGGGGAUGAUGGGAAGUGAGGUAUCAUGGCUGAUUUGCUGAAAAAAUUGCUGAAACAACCGAAAUAUUUCAAUUUUACGAGUAUAAGCCAUCACUCUGUGUUUACAUGGCCAUUUCUAUUUUUUCAGCAUAAACAACGAUGUGAUACCUUACUUCCCAUCGUCCCCUGCUCGCAUAAACUAAAAGCUGGAAUUGCCUAUUGAAUCAACAAAACUGCUGUGCAUACUAGCAUGAUACUUGGAUUAUUAACUUUCUUUCAAAAUGUGACCUGUUUUUUUUUAUUUUUCUGCUACCACUAGCUCUCCCAUUGGCCAUUGCCUGUCAAAAAAAGUUCAACACAUAUCCCUUUCUUGGAAGCGACAUUAAGUCGUUAACCAGUGUUGUCGUGUCUAGAUUUAUUCAGUAUGAUUAAUCGAUUGUUGAUGACGAUUCAUAGAUUAUGAUAAUUUACAGUACUGAUGGGAGCGGGUCUAGUAGAGAGUUUAUACAAUGGAUAAGAUGAAUUUUAACAGACAAUUUUGAAAUUUAGACCCUCUGAAAUAGCAUUUUCAGCCAUUGUGCAGAUUAGUUUUGGAGUUUUUGUCAUAUCAAAAUAUUUAAUGAAGAAUAUCUUUUAAGAAACCUUUCCCUUGACAUUUUUGUUGUAAGCAGGAAUUACUUUAGGUGGUAAUUUUAAAGAAAUAGCCGGCGAUUUUAUAUGCAAUAGACAGUGUUUUUACCGGGUGCAGGCUUCUAUUGGGAACCCUGAUACUAUGGAGUACAGGAAUAAAAUAAUUAGAAGUCCCGGGUCACAUACACCAACCGUUAGACUAACACCCCCCAUGAGCUCAAUGUUUUUUAAUUGCAUUUUAUUGGAUGCAAUGAGGUUUUGAGCCACAAUGUUCAUGUAACAGACUUUAAUAAUGUUUAAUGUAAUAUUGAUGUUAUAUAGCACUAGUAUUGGUUCCAACACGAGAACUUGCUCUACAAACAUCGCAAAUAUGUAAAGAACUUGGUAAACAUCUGAAUGGACUUCAGGUCAUGGUUACUACAGGUGGAACAAGCUUGAAAGAUGAUAUUAUGAGAUUAUAUAAUCCAGGUAAUCUUCAUAUUCUCAUGGUGAGUAGUUAGGGCACAUGAACAUUUGACUGGUUAGUCUGAGUGAUCAGUCAAUUGCAUUUGUAGCUGGGGGGAGGGGAUAACAGGGUUGGUACAAAACAACUUGAAAGUCCUUGAAAGUCCUUGAAUGUCCUUGAAUGAAAAUUCUUCUUGCUUUAGUUUAUGGAUAUUUUAUGAAAUUAUUUGACAUUCAAAACUGACAUUUUUUUGAACUGAUUUGCAUGUUCAUAUCUGACAAAGCUGUUUGAAAUUCAUAAUAAAGUUGUGCCCUUUUUGAACAAUUGAACAUCACAUUUUAAGUACUGACUUCUAAUGCCUUCUCUUCAGUAUUUAGUCCUUGAAUUUGCUGAUACAUGGCCUUGAAUGUCCUUGAAAAGUCCUUGAAUUUAACUCUUCCUGACAUGUACGAAUUAACCAGGGAUAAUUUUUGAAAACCUCCGAACGAUACCUGUAGCUGAAUAACUAUACAUCAUGUAUACUAUUGCAUGGAGUUUGAGGCAAAAAAUUGUAAAAAAACUGAGAUUUCUGGGUACAAAAGAGGCGGUCAUAUGUUGGCAACCUAAUUUCCCCCACCAUAUUUUAUGAAGUGUCUGCCACUGAUUUGUGGGGUUGCAACAUUCAUCCCCCUUACUCUCACCCCAUUGGUCCUUGAAACCGAACUGUGCAUAUUUUGAUGGUAGAUUGAUUGCAAUUUAGUCUUAAAAUUUCUUGAAAUUGGCCUUUAAAACUUUGUAGUACUGUAGGUGACUGUAUAAGGCAACAUACCUAAUAAGCAUGAUUUCCGUACACCACCAGAAAUAAUUGUAUGCUUAUUAUUAUCAUUGUAGUUCAUGUGAUCAUUGCCACUCCUGGUAGAAUUUAUGACCUGUUAAAAAAGGAAUUGGCCAACACAAAAGACUGUCAAAUGGUGGUAAUGGACGAGGUACACUGUCUGUAUUCUUUUGAAAGCUGUGUUGUUUUGAGAGUUGAUCUAGGAUGUUGGUUUGUGUACACAUCUUGAUCAAGACUAGGAGAACAUUUUAAAGUUAAUUAACAAGCUAUUUGGACAUUUCCUUUCACUUUUUUGUUAAUCCAGGAUUAAGUUAACCUGCUUUAGAAAUGUGUAUAACGAGAAAGUUUAAGAAAAGUUGGAACGAAAUAGGUUAAAUGGAUUGAUAAUUGCUGUUUAAAUUCAAAAUGUGUCAUGUAAUAAAUGCAAUAUAAAUUAAGUUUGCAAACAUUCGUACUACAAGAUAUUUUAGAUAGAAAUUUUGAAAUUAAAAAUUUAAAUAUGCAUUACACAGUUUACAAAAAGUUUUGCCAACUUUGCUCCCAACGACAAUAACAAUGGUACAAAUUCACAUUAAAAACCAUAUUUCAAAGAACUGCACCUUUAACAAUGGGCAGAUUUUAAAAAUGAGUUGAAUGGAUUUUUGUAUUGUUGUUCUAUAGGCAGAUAAACUUCUAUCUCAAGACUUUAAAGGAGUGUUGGAGCAAAUUAUUCACCACAUGCCAACCUCCAGACAAAUUCUCCUAUUCUCAGCAACAUUUCCAGUUACAGUUAAAGAAUUUAAGGUGAGGUUACAAAAUUCCAUAUCGUCGUAUUUUUGCCGGCUAUUUUUGCCGGCUAUUUUUGCCAAAUAUAUGAUUAAAGACAGAUUUAUUUGAUCAUACUUUCAUAAAUAUGUAAUCAUGGAAUCAGAAUACCACAAUGAAAAUCAAUUUUAGGACACGAGGUGCGAUUUAUAGGUUUGGUUUUGACACUACCUGCAGGUCAACAAAGUUGUGGUUUAUACAAUACCUAAAGCUGGUGAAAUCAAUGACACCAUUGGUUAAAAAUGGUCAUAAAACGUUUUUCCUAAAUUACUAGAAAGUUGACAAAGUGCGUAAUGAUGGUGUAAAAUACGAUCUGUGUUGUUCAAUGUUUGGUGCUAUCUUUAGGAAAAAUAUCUAGAGAAGCCUUAUGAAAUCAAUUUAAUGGACGAACUGACAUUAAAGGGAAUUACACAGGUUGGUUUGUAACUUCUUUAUAUAUGAUAACGUUGUCAUUUACAACAUGUCAUUUACAUGACAAUGCAUGAGUAAUGUACACAUAUCGUUAUACCUUAGGUGUGUAGAAAUCGACAAACGUUUAAUUUAUUUACAACUUUCUGUUGCAGUACUACGCAUUUGUUGAAGAAAGACAAAAAGUACACUGUCUAAACACGUUAUUUUCAAAGGUUGGUCUUUUUUACUCGAUAUAAUUGACCACGUUACAUAUUUUUAUGAAACUUGUUUGAGAUACAUGCAGUAACCUGAAAAAUACAAGGAGUAUAAUAGAAAUUAGUUGCAUCCCUAGCAAUCCGAGCUUUCCUAUUAUUGCCACUACCUACACUGGCACAGACCGAAAAUAAAUACAACUGCCUGAAAUGAGAAGUGCAUUACUAUACCUCUCUUGUUGUCGUCGCUACUUACAUUGUACUAGCACCGACCGUUUCUAGAAACCUGAAAUAAUCACUGGCUUCUUUCCGCGUGUUUUCUCCAAAUAUUUAUAUUGUAAUAUGUUAAAAACAUCAAGAACUAAUGUCCCAGUGAAAGUGCAGUCUACUACUUUUAUCCUUCUGCAGGCGUAGAACCAGCAAACCUCGAAACUCGCAAAAUGAGGAAAAAUCUUAGCCUUGCCAGCAGGCCUCAUUAACAUUUUUUCGUGCCUGCGAGCGAAAUUCAAAAUGUGCCUGCAAAAACACAUCUUAUUUAGAUUUUGUGACUUAAAUAUUGUUACCUGCGAGCGGCGCUCGCGCAUUUUAUUGAUGUCUGCUUUCCAGUGAAAAAAUUUCACAGCAAACUUUCGCGAGUAAUGGAAUUUAUUCGGGUAAUUUGAGCUAUUGUGGUUACAUACUGGAUUUGAAAUUUUGCUAGUGACUUUACUUUUUGUAACACGUGUUUGCUAGCUUAAGUUCAACCCUUAUUGAACCAGACACCUGGAUUAUAACUCACAAAUAGUUCAUUCUGUUUUAGUUACAAAUCAAUCAAUCGAUUAUUUUCUGCAAUUCCGUUCAAAGAGUGGAAUUAUUGGCCAGACGUAUUACAGAGCUGGGUUAUUCAUGUUUUUAUAUACAUUCAAAAAUGUCGCAACCUCACCGCAACAGAGUGUUUCAUGACUUCCGUAAAGGAGAAUGUCGAAAUUUAGUUUGUUCAGGUACGAUAUCAUUACUUUAUUAAAUUUCUCCUCAAAUGAAACAAGCAAAAGAGCCUCGACCAGUAUUCACAUUUUUCAUUGAAAGUGUUUUUAUAAAUUCUGUAUAUACAAUGCAAUACGAAACUGUACUUUAUUGAACUCUCCCAUGAGUACAUACCACAAAAAUAUUGUAAAAUACAGUAUGCUCAUUAAAACUAUAUAAAGGAUAUAUAUGUUUAUUAGUUUGGAAAGUCAAAUAAUAAAAUGUUUCUCCAAUAGAUAUUUAUGUAACUUGUAUUUAAAAAUGCAUGUUAAUUGUUGGAACUAGAUUUAAUAUCCUCUGGAAGUUCGUUCCGUAAAGUGACGGCGCGGUAAAAAAAUGUCCGCUGGCACUCUUGAAGAAAGAGAUGUUCAAUUAAUGAUUAAUCACAUGCAAAGUAUUUUAAAAACAAUGAACGAAAAAAUAUUUCAAACCGAUUUUUUUUUCAAGUUCGCAGUAUUUAUCAGUGAAUGUGGUGUUCACUUUGAUUUCCCCAAGUUAUAUAUGAUUGCCCGUUUUGAUGAUAAUUAUAGUUAGUAUCAACCCGGAUCAAACAAAGAGUUGGCACAUGACUUGUAGCUGUACUUCCAAUGCUUUCCCAACACUAUCAUGUAUUCUAUCAAAAUUUUUAUUUCGUUAAUCUAGAGCUUAAAAUCUCCCCUGUAACAAUGCGUGACUGCCAGUCUCGUUUGAGCGGGGCUUUAAAGUAAUUUUUCUAUUUCUUUUCUUCAGACUUGUUCACCCGUGGUAUCGACAUCCAAUCAGUGAAUGUUGUGAUCAAUUUUGAUUUUCCAAAGUUAUCUGAGACGUAUCUUCAUCGCAUUGGUCGCUCAGGACGUUACGGGCACCUCGGUCUGGCUGUCAAUCUUAUCACUUAUGAUGAUCGUUUUGAUCUCUUUAAAAUUGAACAGCAACUUGGCACCGAUAUCAAAGCCAUUCCUUGUAGUAUUGACAAGAGUCUGUACGUCGCAGAGUACCACCAAGUACAAGAUGAAAAUUGAGUAUCCUUUAAUUGUGACGUCUUCUUGCUUGUGACGCCACAAAAUUGUUGUCGUGAUUUUGAUGUAUUUUACAUAUUGUGUCCUCAGUGUACAUAGUGGAUAUGGCACGUGAUGUGCAUGUUUGUUAAAAUCCAUCUCAAAGUCUGUUAUAUUCUGGGGCAAGACAAGUUUCAAUUUGCAUUCAAUUUUUACAAACCUUCUCAUUUGAACGAAAGCAUAUUUUUUCAAAUCGAAAUGUUUUAGAGCAGUUGGGUGUGGUCGUAAAACUGGUUCAAAACCCUUGUUUUGGAAUUUUGUAAUGAAUGCAUCGAUAAUCUAAAAACUAACCCCUUUCAAUUAGCAGCUAAAUCUAAUUUCAAAAGAUCAAGGCUUGUAAGAGUCAUGUAUGUCUUGACCCAGUUGUACAGUGUAUAAAACGUGAUUGAGUCAACGUGUAAAUUGUCGAUAAAUUAUUUAAUUAUGUACGUUUCCAGUGCGCCAACGCAGUGUGGUGGAUGGAAACUCUAGCAUUGAGCUGGAAUAAAGUGAUCAUUUCUUGGAUAGCAUGACUGGAAUCAUUCUCGUUUAAAAAUAAUUUCACUGCGAAGUAAGGUCUAAUUACCAAAAAGUCGUUUGAUCUGAGGCAUCCUUGCAUGGAAUAAGGUGGUCAAGAUCCGAAGAAAUUAAGUUUUGCUUUCUGCUCCACGCUAGAGUUUCCUGUAAUGUUGUAACAGUGGUUGGCUGGGCCAUAUUAGACAAUUCUGGCUAUAUAUCUGUAGAUCCCUAGAUCAUAUUCAGAUUGAGUAUCAGCCAACCUCUGAUACAAAUACUCGCACUUCAAGCGUCGCAAUAUUCCUAUGCCAGGUUUCUAAGGUUUCAUGCCCGACCAAACAUUAGACCCUGACGUACGAAUGUUACGAUGUUUGUAGUACGCCUCAGGCUACGUUUGCACGGCUCCGGACGAACUGAACUUUGACCUCGCACGGUUGCACGUGUUAACAAUUUCCUGCGGUUCCGAAUUCGUCCGAAGUCGUGUAAUCGUAACUAAUUUGUAAAUAUGUGUAAAUAUAUAGAGUUCUAUUUUCGAAAUGGGGAGGGAUGGGUAUUGUUUGGCAUCUAAUGCGUGUGUAGAUGUCAGAAAUCUUGAUUUAGAAACAUCGGGUAAUUGCAAGAUUUCCAAUUAGAAAACAGUAAUUGAAACAUUUCUCCAUCGUUCAUGACCGCCAUGAAAUGUUUUCAUGAACUUUGACUGGAGUAAAAUACAACGGUUUUGAUUAUAAAAUUGAUAGAACGUACGUUUGUCCAUGCUACUGCAGUAGGGCAUUGUACCAAUGAUUUCAUUGAAAGGGUCACUGGCAAAAACGAGAAAAGUAAUUACAGUCAGUGAGUAGUUAAAGUAGUACCAAGAAAGUACAAACAUGAUUCUGGAGCAUGAAAAUGGUAAAUUAGCAGUAGAUUUUACGGUUUUGAGCUCCACAAGUCCGUAUAAUCAUUUUGAUGGUUAUCGGUCAGAGGAAAGAUAUUGAAAACUUGUAUGAAAUAUCUCGGGUACAAAAGAGCGUUUCAAGAUUCAGCACUAAAAGCUGCAAUCAGUCUGCCAAGGUUUUUUGCUAUAAGUCUACUGCAAGUGCAUGAAAGCCUUGGCAGACAUUUUGUCCACAAUAUGUGGAUCAAUAUGAAAUAACAUAUUUCAAAUAAUAUACAGGUUGGAAUUCGCAUGAGGGAAAUCAGACACAUGAGUGUAAAGAUCCAUCUGUAUAUUAGACUGCUUACAUUUUCCAACUUUGUAAGCAACUCGAAGAAUAACAUGGCGUGUUACAGGACCACCUGUGAGCACGAAGGUGCAGUUACGUUGAACAUUAGUUCAAGCCAGCGUAACUUCACAAAGUACGAACUUUAAAAGUUAAAACACUUGCAGUAAACAGUUACGUCUAGAUGUUCCUGGAAAAACUAAACUAAACUUCUGUCUAAAACUUCAGGUCGGGCAACUAAAAAUAUUUAACAUUUCCCUUCUGUUUACUGCAUUUGUUCACUGUAGUUUCGUCUUUCGAAUGUCAUCUUCACUAACUGCCCGAAACUACAGUGUGUUAAGUUAUAAAGCGCAGUUUUAUCGUUGUGUGUCAUUAGACGCAUUUGGGGAACAUUGUCGUAUCUAGUUCCUAAGAAAAUCGUUUGUUUGUCGACAGUUUCUACUUCAGAAACGUUGACUUGCUACGAUCAAAAUUGUGUUGUGUAAUUAUCUGUCCACGUAUUAUGUAAUUAGUUUUUGUUUUAGUUAAUGUACUGUCUAAAAUUGAGCUAGCUACCGUUCUUUUUAACCAAUUGUGGUGAUGUUGCGUUCGAGAGUUUUUCAUCUGUUUUCAUUCGGUUAAAUCUGUUUUCAUAGUGAGGGAAAAACAAUGUUGAUUGUUCGCAAAUAUCACCAACACCUGUUUAACAGACUAGCCAAGAACUAAGCAAUGUAACUAUUGUAAUUCUUUGGCCGCUUGAAGCUGGUAUGGGAUAGAAUUUUUCACUAAAUACAACUUUAGGAAAGAUCUACAGGUAGAUGUGGGAUAAUUUAAAGCUUUUUAAAUUUUUUACACUACAAGUCAACAAUUCAGAAAUUUUUAUUCAGAUCAUGCAUGUAGGUAUUUUUGACCAGGUUGAAUGGUUAAGACGCUUCCUACAGGUUUUUCUAAAUCGUUGAAGAGAGACGGUAGCUGGUGUUAUAUGUUAACAAUUAUUGUUAUUAAAGUUUCGUUGCAUGAUCAUGUUUGGAUUUGAUCAGUACUUUAGGGUCAAUAGUGGUUGUUAGUCGUAUUUCGGUUUAAAGAUUGUCUGCAGAUCUGCGGUAUAUUGAUAAUUAAUGAUUCUCUUAGUAUAAACAAUGAGAAAAAAUCUUAAUUUGCUUCUGCACUUUUGAUUAUUUCUCAUUCAUCUGUUAGCAAAUGUUGUGUAAUUUUUCUUGUCCGAACCAAUAAAAUAUUUGUUGUUA